AUGUUUCCCGGGGAAGAUAUUGGUCGGUCUAUGGAACGCGCAAUGUUUGCUUUCGGGAACCAGAUUCUCGCCGGUAUUCGUGCAAUAAAAGAGCAAGAGCAAGCCGAACAGCAGGCCCAAGAGCAGGUCCCGAGUCCCAUCCGUCGAGGGACAUCCGUCCGUCGAGAGCAUGUCCUAGCUCAUCAACGUCUGUUCGAGGACUACUUCGCCGAACAUCCCCUGGGGCGCGCCAGUUUUUCGCAGACGGUUCAGGAUGCGGCGAGAGCUGUUUCUCCAGAUUGUUUCUCCAGACUGUACACGAGUACUUCUAGCAACGGGAAGAUGCGGCCCGCAGAAAGGUUGGCAUACGGCACUACGGCGGACAUGUUCGACGAGUAUCUUCACGUCGGGGAUACAACUGGCUGGGAGUGUCUGGUAAAAUUUUGUGCGGGCAUUAUUGACGCCUUCGGCGCCACAUAUUUGCGCAAGCCGAAUGCCCAAGACUGCCAGAACCUGCUGCAGAUGCACGAAACAGUGCACGGCUUUCUUGGAAUGUUAGGGAGUAUUGAUUGUAUGCACUGGGAGUGGAAGGAUUGUCCUGCAGCGUGGAGAGGCCAAUUCACCAGUGGGUAUAAGGGUACCCAACCGACGAUGAUCCUUGAAGCAAUCGUUGACCAUAGUCUUUGGAUUUGGCAUGCUCACUUUGGCGUGACGGGGUCCAACAACGACAUCAAUGUGCUGAACUCCUCCGGUCUCUUCAUCGAGCAAUGCAAUGGCAACGGUCCGGUUAUCAGCUUCACUGCCAACGGACGACGGCAUCAUGUGGGGUGCGAGGAGAGAGUUUUUUGCGGCAAAGCAGGAGUCUGCACUGGAAAGACGUGGAGCGAGGAUUCGGUGUGCUUCAAGCGCGUUGGGGAAUAG
Salvia hispanica is the source of this 900-nucleotide messenger RNA. The record is from RefSeq and is a predicted model, not a curated record. NCBI's taxonomy places the organism in Eukaryota, Viridiplantae, Streptophyta, Magnoliopsida, Lamiales, Lamiaceae.